This is a messenger RNA of Penicillium coprophilum, 654 nucleotides long. RefSeq lists its product as uncharacterized. Lineage: Eukaryota; Fungi; Ascomycota; Eurotiomycetes; Eurotiales; Aspergillaceae. Bases 1 to 654 code for a protein of 217 amino acids. The record is from RefSeq and is a predicted model, not a curated record. The transcript has a single exon.
AUGUCAAACAAUACAAGCAGUGGCCCUGGUGCCAUUCCCAGACAGGUCGCAAGACAACUUAGACAACAGAGCCAAACCCGAGGGCGUGCAGCAGGAAGACCCGGCCCAUCAAACUCUCAGAACAGCAGCUACCGAGCUGCUCCAUAUCGGAACCCUAUUCAACCUGGCGUGGAUAGCAGUCGCUACGCUAUUGCCCCAGAUCAUGCCGGAGAUCCCGUCGAGCCCGAUCUUAUGGAACUUGACCCAAUGGAAAUUGACACCCCUGCGCAAGACCCCCUACCAACUCCCGCUGGGACUCGUAUGACUGAUGAAUCUACGGGGAAUGAAUUCUACCGACACCUCUUUUACAUUCCCGUUCUAACUCGCCCCAUGCCAACUCUUGACCUUGACGUGCUGACCGCCGCUCGGGCUGAAAUGACUCGUCUCCAGAGAGCUGGAAUGCCAAUCAUGCAAGAAUUGCCUGAGCGACCUGCCCCUCAUCUCUACAUUCGGAUUGAUACUGACCAGGCCAACCGUGAUCACGCCCUUACGGAUGCCAAUCUUCGGAUGGGUAUCAUGCAGGACAUGAUUCGAGAUGGCUUCGGCUGGUUCACGGGCUUGCCUUACCGCCAUCCGCAUUUCGAAGUCAAGUUCCUUCGUGGUCGACGCCUCUAG